UGACGUAGGUCCAUGGAAAAUGUUUGGCAGCCUCUUCUCCGAUCGCUACAACAGAAAACGGGAUAUCUUCUAUGCACAAUAUGAGGCGACACGUUUGCGAUUUCCAAACCUGCCCUUCUAUGGACGUCCCAAAGAGCCCUUGAAAAGUAGAUCUCCAAAGCGUAGCCAGAAGAAAAGGCGACAUGAAGACUACGAUUACGAUGAAUGGAUUGCCGGCAAUUUCGUGCCGAUUGUCGUGCGACGGACCGUGGAACAGUGGAGUCGUAGCCAAUUAAUGGACCUGGCCCCCAGCCAAGGCAUUGAUGUCUGCAGUUGGCGUUCGUGGCCAAGAGAAGUUGGCGAAGAGGAGCAAUCACUGAGGCGUUCGCUGCGUCUCACAGAUAAGCCAAAUUUAAAGCAAAAGCUUAUUGGCAACUCAGAGCAGCUGGACACAAGGCUGGCAAUCAAAUUGCAACAGCGGCUGCCACCACUUGAGACUGGAAUUAACUAUGGGAAUACAGCUGGGGUGGAGUUGGAGGCGACCUUUAUCGAUGGCAGCUGCCGUCACGACUCCAAGCUGCUGUGCAACAUGUGUGGCACUCAUUUCGGCAAGUCCAGCGACUUGCAACUGCAUUCGCUUGACGAUUGUCGCAAGAACUUGCUUGCCACACUCAGCAAUUGAGCGAAAAUCUAGUAAGCAACCAUUUAUACUAUCAGCCAAGUAUCGAGAGUUAAUCAAAUAUUAUUUGGCCUGAAGAGAUCAAUUAUUUGCAUUACUGCAUAAUUCAUUAUUUAUUGUUAAAUUUCUUCGUUCAAUAAACUAUUUUUAUACAGAUCCCGA
Drosophila innubila is the source of this 820-nucleotide messenger RNA. RefSeq lists its product as uncharacterized. Bases 20 to 661 code for a protein of 213 amino acids. The record is from RefSeq and is a predicted model, not a curated record. NCBI's taxonomy places the organism in Eukaryota, Metazoa, Arthropoda, Insecta, Diptera, Drosophilidae. The transcript is spliced from 4 exons.